AUGAGUCUCGCUUGUUCUUUGGUGUUGACAGCGGCAGCACAGAAUUAUUAUCCGGCAGACAUCGGGAAUACGUGGGUUUUUGAGAGUGUUGAUGGUGCAGAACGGAGCACCUAUACGCUUGAGGGACCCGAAAUUAUUGACGGUCAAGAGCGUAUCCUCCUGAAAAUUAGUACCGAGGAACUCAGCACUGGAGAAGUUGACACUGACAGGUAUUUUUUGAGUGUCGGUAACGAAGCCAUUGAACUCCAUAGAACUAUCUUUGAAUUAGUCGACCCGCCUGCUAUCGUGACUGCAGAUUUUCCAACGCCUGUUACUUUUUUCCCUUUACAGUUGGAACUCGGCGAUGCGUGGCAGAUAGCGGCGGAUGCAGAAGCGAAACUGGAGAUCGGACUUGAUUUAUCUGGGAGCAGCAUCACUGACUUGGAAGUUAUUGGAUUUGAGGACGUGAUUACCCCAGUUGGAACAUUCGAGAACUGUGCCAAGGUGCAGUUAGAUUUGAAUUUCACUGUAGGUGGAUUCCUAAAUAUUGAUUCAAAUACUCACCAAUGGUUCGCUCCCGAUGUAGGUCCUGUCCAAUUCGAGAACAGCGAUGGGCUGCUCUUUAGCUUGGUGAGUUCCAAUCUGCUAACCGUGCCUGAGGAACCUGAAACUACAGAGGAAGAUAGCACCCCCGAACCGCCUCCUGAGGAGGAUGUUAUACCUGAACCGUCUUCUGAGGAGGACGCAAUAUCCGAACUCCCUCCUGAGGAGGACGCUAUGCCUGAACCCUCGCCUUACGAUGUGACAGGAGACGGAAUCGUGAAUAUCUUGGACCUCACUUUUGUGGCUUCUCGUUUCGGAGAAUCCGAUUCUGACGCAGAUGUCACGGGCGAUGGGGUUGUUAACGUUCUGGAUUUGGUGCGUAUCGCGCAGAAUCUGGGUAAUUAA
Geodia barretti is the source of this 927-nucleotide messenger RNA. Lineage: Eukaryota; Metazoa; Porifera; Demospongiae; Tetractinellida; Geodiidae. The record is from the annotation of a GenBank genome assembly.